AUGGCUAUUUCUAAAGUUUACGCUAGAUCCGUCUACGACUCCCGUGGUAACCCAACUGUCGAAGUUGAAUUAACUACCGAAAAGGGUAUGUUCAGAGCCAUCGUCCCAUCUGGUGCUUCCACCGGUAUCCACGAAGCUCUAGAAAUGAGAGAUGAAGACAAGGCUAAGUGGUUAGGUAAGGGUGUUCUAAAGGCCGUUGCUAACGUUAACGAUGUCAUUGCCCCAGCUUUGAUCAAGGCUAACCUAGAUGUCAAGAACCAAAAGGCUCUAGAUGACUUCAUGAUCAACCUAGAUGGUACUCCAAACAAGUCCAAGCUAGGUGCUAACGCCAUUCUAGGUGUCUCUUUGGCUGCUGCCAGAGCCGCUGCUGCUGAAAAGAACGUCCCAUUGUACCAACAUUUGGCCGAUCUUUCCGCUCAAAAGACCGGUGACUACGUUCUACCAGUUCCAUUCCUAAACGUCUUGAACGGUGGUUCUCACGCUGGUGGUGCUCUAGCUCUACAAGAAUUCAUGAUUGCUCCAACUGGUGCUAAGACCUUCGCUGAAGCUCUAAGAAUCGGUUCCGAAGUUUACCACAACCUAAAGUCUCUAACCAAGAAGAGAUACGGUGCUUCUGCUGGUAACGUCGGUGACGAAGGUGGUGUUGCUCCAAACAUUCAAACUGCUGAAGAAGCUCUAGACUUAAUUGUCGAUGCUAUCAAGGCUGCUGGUCACGACGGUAAGGUUCAAAUCGGUCUAGAUUGUGCCUCUUCCGAAUUCUUCAAGGACGGUCUAUACGAUUUGGACUUCAAGAACCCACAAUCUGACAAGUCUAAGUGGUUAACCGGUGUUCAACUAGCUGACCUAUACCACUCUCUAAUGAAGAAGUACCCAAUUGUCUCCAUUGAAGAUCCAUUUGCUGAAGAUGACUGGGAAGCUUGGUCUCACUUCAACGCUACCGCUGACAUCCAAAUCGUCGCUGAUGAUUUAACUGUCACCAACCCAAAGAGAAUUGCCACUGCCAUUGAAAAGAAGGCUGCUGACGCUCUAUUGCUAAAGGUUAACCAAAUCGGUACUCUAUCCGAAUCUAUCCAAGCCGCUCAAGACUCUUACGCCGCUAACUGGGGUGUUAUGGUUUCCCACAGAUCUGGUGAAACUGAAGAUGUCUUCAUUGCUGACUUGGUUGUUGGUCUAAGAACUGGUCAAAUUAAGACUGGUGCUCCAGCCAGAUCCGAAAGAUUGGCUAAGUUGAACCAACUUUUGAGAAUCGAAGAAGAACUUGCUGGUAAGUGCACUUACGCUGGUGCUAACUUCCACCACGGUUUCAAGUUAUAA
This is a messenger RNA of Maudiozyma saulgeensis, 1314 nucleotides long. The record is from the annotation of a GenBank genome assembly. Lineage: Eukaryota; Fungi; Ascomycota; Saccharomycetes; Saccharomycetales; Saccharomycetaceae.